AUGUUUGAAAAGCAAGUGCUCAAGCCUUUGCCCUUGGGCUCAGGAUUGUCGGUCAUGGUGGUUGUCAUUGCGAAAGAUAGAUACCCCGAGGCCGAACAUGUCUUUGUGUACGACAAUGUAACAACACAUACAAAACGACGCGACGACGUUGCAAAUAUUGUGAAAAUGACGCUUGGUCCUUCAAGUAACAUUGGUGAUGUGAUUGAGACUUGCAUUAAUGAAGAGGGUGUCGAAAAGAAGAUUCGAGUUCGAUUUUCCGACACACACUUUCCCGAUGGGUCUACACAAUACUUUUAUUGGCCGGGUGAUCACCCAAUUUACGGCGCAGAAGCAACAAAGAGCUUGCACGGCCAAUUUAAGGGGAUAGCUCAGUUAUUGCUAGAGCGUGGAACCAACCCGGCAGGACUGAAACUGACGUGCAAGAGCCCACAGAGAUAUGUUGCUAAUACCCACUGUUGUGUUCGACAAGUGCUUUCCAAGCAGCCUGGCUUCAUUGAACAGCAGUCAGCACUCGAGGAAAUUGCAGAGGCGGAUGGAUGUCGACUUCUGUUUCUUCCAAAAUUCCACUGCGAACUGAAUCCUAUUGAACAAUGCUGGGGCUGUGCCAAACGAGUCUACCGUUAG
Messenger RNA from Rhizoctonia solani, 624 nucleotides. RefSeq names its product DDE superfamily endonuclease. Gene Ontology annotation, molecular function: nucleic acid binding. Lineage: Eukaryota; Fungi; Basidiomycota; Agaricomycetes; Cantharellales; Ceratobasidiaceae. The transcript has 2 exons. The record is from RefSeq and is a predicted model, not a curated record. The coding region runs from base 1 to 624 and encodes 207 amino acids.